Molecule: messenger RNA, 1642 nt
Organism: Ochotona curzoniae (black-lipped pika)
Lineage: Eukaryota; Metazoa; Chordata; Mammalia; Lagomorpha; Ochotonidae
Gene: RNASEH1
Product: ribonuclease H1
Exons: 8
Coding region: 77-949 (290 amino acids)
Biological process (GO): DNA replication, removal of RNA primer
Molecular function (GO): magnesium ion binding; nucleic acid binding; RNA-DNA hybrid ribonuclease activity
Source: RefSeq, a predicted model, not a curated record
UGUGGUCGCCGAGCGGUCCCCGGGUCGGGCAGCAGGUGUCCAGGCGAGGAUGCUGCCCGGUGUCCGGGCGUGAGUGAUGCCCGGGCUCCUGUCUGUGGCCCACAGAGUCACCUGGGCCGCCGUGCUGCGCCGCGGCUGCCGCUGCUGCGGCCUCGGGAUGUUCUAUGCCGUCCGCAGGGGCCGGCGGACGGGGGUGUUUGCGAGCUGGGAGGAGUGCCGCGCCCAGGUGGACCGCUUUCCUGCCGCUAGGUUCAAGAAGUUCGCCACGGAGGAUGCGGCAUGGGCGUUUGUCAGGAGCGCCGCGAGCCCCGAGGGUCCUGCAGGGCAGAAAGACAACGCUGUGGAGGCAUCGCUGGUGAGCCGCAGCAAGCGGCCCCGGGAGUCGUCGGGGGAGGAUGAGGGUCUGGAAGGCGCGGAGCCGUGCGCGAAGCAGGCGAGGCAGCCCCCGGAGGCCCCGUUGGUCAGCCCGGACACGUUCUCUUACCUGGGAGAAUUUGUCGUCGUCUACACUGAUGGCUGCUGCUCCAGCAACGGGCGGAGGCGGGCGCGAGCAGGGAUCGGCGUUUACUGGGGGCCAGGACAUCCUUUAAACCUGAGUGUUAGACUUCCUGGGCGACAGACGAACCAAAGAGCGGAGAUCCACGCAGCCUGCAGGGCCAUCGAACAGGCCAAGGCCCAGCGCAUCCGCAAGCUGGUCCUUUAUACGGACAGCAUGUUCACUAUAAAUGGCAUCACCAGCUGGGUUGAAGGCUGGAAGAAGAAUGGCUGGAGGACCAGCGCUGGGAAGGAGGUCACCAACAAGGAGGACUUCAUGCAGCUCGAGAGGCUCACGCGGGGCAUGGACAUCCAGUGGAUGCAUGUUCCUGGUCACUCGGGAUUCACAGGCAAUGAAGAAGCCGACAGGCUGGCACGGGAGGGAGCUAAGCAGCCUGAAGACGGAGUCAUUUAGAACCCCAGCAGCUUGGCGUGGCUGGGAGUGGCUUGGACCCUUGGGGUGGGCUGCAGGGGGCGCGAUGGGGUGCUGCAGCCUUGUUGCAGGUGCAGUAAACUAACCGUGAGGUCUGAGACGCUGCCCUUCCGCCAGUUGGGCUCACACUGUUCUCGUUGGUUUUGUUGCAGUCUGGCCCGGAAUCUUGGAUCUUGGUUUCUCUAAGGAAUAAUGUAAAACAUGGGGUAAAGAUUGAGAUGCGAAACCCAGAAGUGUCCAGAAGAGCUGGUGUCAGUCAACACAGGUGACUGGAGUCUGUGCGCUGGAGGAAGACGCAGCUGCUGGGGAGUGUGAGCACGGCCUUCGCCCAUGUCGGACAGAAGCUGUGCACAGGGCAGCUGGCUCCUGAGUCCUCAGAGAUGCAGAAAUACGUCUUCUGCAUCAUGCCAGCUCUGUGACAGUGGCCUCCCACAGGACAGCGGCUCACAUCGCAGCUGCUCUGCUUCCCAGCCGGCUUUCUGCCAGCACACCUGUGAGAGCAGCAAAGAGGCCAAGGACUGGGCCGCUGCCAUCCUCUGGGGACCAAGAUGGAGGUGUUGGACCUGGGCUGGAUAGCCUGGCCAUCCCAGCCACAGCCUGGCUGCUGUGGGCACUGGGGAAGGAGCCAGUGGGUACAAGAUCUCUUACUCUGCUCUCCUUUUUUUAAAAUGAUCU